GAAUAAAUACAGUCCUCAACCCUAUCCCGCACUCUCAUCAUAUCGUAUAUUUCAGUCAGUUCAGAAGAUAUAUUCCAUUGCAAGAUACCAUCAUUCCGAGGCUCGAGAGAAUUCGCAGCAUGGGUAAACAAAGCCAACCCGCCUACGUCCUUGGGGUGGGCAUGACCAAAUUCAUCAAGCCCAGAGGCAAAGUCGACUAUCAUGAGAUGGGCUUCGAGGCCGGCGUCAAGGCCAUGCUUGACGCCCACGUCACUUACGACGACGUCGAGCAAGGAGUAGCAUGUUACGUCUACGGAGACAGCACAUGUGGCCAGCGAGUGUUUUACCAGUUCGGUCUGACUAAGAUCCCCAUUUACAAUGUCAACAAUAACUGUGCUACCGGCUCAUCUGGUCUUGCUCUCGGUCGCACUAUUGUAUCUCACGGCGCAGCGGAUUGUGUUCUUGUCGUGGGCUUUGAGAAGAUGAGUCCCGGAAGUUUGCAGUCGUACUUUAAUGACCGAGAGAAUCCGACUGGUCUGUUCGGAAUGAUGAUGGCGGAGACUCGUGGUGUUACCAACGCACCUGGUGCAGCUCAGAUGUUUGGCAAUGCCGGCCGGGAAUAUAUGGAGAACUACGGAGCAAAGGCAGAAGACUUUGCCGAAAUCGCUCGUAUAAACCAUGAACACUCCAAGCGCAACCCAUACUCACAGUUCCAGGAUGAAUACACACUCGACCAAAUCCUCAAAGCCCCCAUGAUCUUUGAGCCGCUUACCAAACUUCAAUGCUGCCCAACUUCAGACGGUGCUGCUGCUGCUGUCAUUGUCUCACAGGCCUUCCUUGAUGCUCGCCCACACUUGAAGUCGCAGGCUAUUCUGAUCGCUGGUCAGACGAUGGCUACUGAUGAUGUCUCCGUAUAUGACCGCAGCGCUAUCGAUUUGAUGGGCUUCCAGAUGAGUCGCCAUGCGGCUCGCACAGCUCUAGCAGAGGCAAAAGUGAACGUCAAGGAUGUCAAAGUGUGCGAAUUACACGACUGUUUCUCAGCCAACGAGAUGAUCACCAUUGACGCACUCGAACUCUGCGAGCCUGGAAAAGCACAUGAAAUGGUGCGCAAAGGCGAUAUUACCUACGGCGGACACAUGGUUAUCAACCCUUCUGGAGGACUUAUUUCCAAGGGUCACCCUCUCGGAGCUACAGGCCUCGCUCAAUGCGCCGAGCUCGUCUGGCACUUGCGUGGCUGGGCCAAUAACCGUUUGGUUAUGGGCACUUCAGCCGCCCUUCAACACAAUCUAGGUCUGGGCGGAGCUGUCGUAGUGACUGUCUAUAAACGCGCUGACGGCAAAGAAGCCACCCCUGUGUCGGAUCAAGAAGUUGGCAAAGUCACAGGACUUGGGUACAACCCUGCUGUUUCGGCCAAGGGCUUUACGGCAGAACAGGCCAAGUCUGUUUUGAGUAAGAGUGUUAGCGAUUAUGCUCAGGGCGAUGUGCAGGAAAAGGUUCUUGCUCGAUUUUAGUUUGUUUGCAGUUGUCCGACCGUCAAAUGCACAGAACAGAGUCUUGCUGCUUUAAGGUUAGUUGUUAACAAAUAAUCUGAUUAUAUAAUGUACCCCACCCACUCAACUGACUUACCAACAAAUUUUCCUCCCUCUCCUUCUCUCCUUCUCCUUUCUUCUUCAUCUCAUAUACAUAUCAAGGUCUUCAUACCCUUGUAGCUGAGUUUUCACGUCUCAUCUACAAAUUUAGAAUGUUUAGACCGAGACUGAAGAAACAUGCUUGUUCUAAUCCCGACGAUCUUUACGAAUCGCUAUUUCUGCACUGUGCGGCGGCCGGGUUCGCUUAUAGCAUACAUAUCUAUCCUUUACUGAUUCUUUCUCUUUAAUGAUGGAGGUUGAUCUUCACAGAUGGGUUUUACUUAUUUAUGGUGGUUUUGAUACUAAUCCUGAUAGGAAGAAUAUAAUCUCAAUUUUGCUUUCCUUG
Molecule: messenger RNA, 1953 nt
Organism: Talaromyces stipitatus ATCC 10500
Lineage: Eukaryota; Fungi; Ascomycota; Eurotiomycetes; Eurotiales; Trichocomaceae
Product: sterol carrier protein, putative
Exons: 2
Coding region: 120-1490 (456 amino acids)
Molecular function (GO): acyltransferase activity, transferring groups other than amino-acyl groups
Source: RefSeq, a predicted model, not a curated record